Vigna radiata var. radiata (mung bean) is the source of this 626-nucleotide messenger RNA. RefSeq lists its product as uncharacterized. The transcript has 2 exons. The record is from RefSeq and is a predicted model, not a curated record. Bases 113 to 316 code for a protein of 67 amino acids. Lineage: Eukaryota; Viridiplantae; Streptophyta; Magnoliopsida; Fabales; Fabaceae.
UCAAAUCCUUUCUAAAAUUACCAAAAAUCAAUUUCUUUCUCUAUCUUUCUGCAUCCCGCAUUUUCCCUAAAUUCCCAUCUAGAUUCUUCCCCUUCCACCAUCAACACUCGCCAUGAAGAAGUCCGGCAUCUUCGCCGCCUCUGUCGCUGCCGCCUCCGCCACCGCUGCCUCCCUGUCCUCCUCCACCCAUCAGGAUGAUAGAAGAACUAGCGAGAACGCUUCCUCGCAGAAUUCAUCUUCUUCUUCGACGGAGAAAUUUGCACCCAGAUUUGAUGGCUUGCGUUUCAUUGAAACCCUCGUAACUGCCCACAGAUGAGAAUAUAGGUUCUCGAUUUCUCCUUCAAUUGGGCCUCGAUGCUUCUUCAUCGUUCGUCAUAUUUGAGAAAAAAAUUAUCUUUUUUUUCCUCUUUUAGGAGCAUUAGAGAGAAAUUUUUUGUAAUGUUACGGCAACUAUUUUACCUUUUUCAGGGAAUUAAAAAGGUAAAACUUUUAGGUUUUUGUUUAUUCCCAAUUUUAACAUUAAUUAUGUAAUGGCCCUCGUAAGCCAAAUAGAAAGUCAAAUUUGUGAAUGACCCGUGAUUGUACUGAAUAAUAAAUAAUGUUAUUUGUAUUAUGGGUUUCCUCCA